Messenger RNA from Candidozyma auris, 924 nucleotides. It is a transcript of the gene SER2, whose product is annotated as phosphoserine phosphatase. Gene Ontology annotation, cellular component: cytoplasm. The transcript has a single exon. Gene Ontology annotation, biological process: dephosphorylation; L-serine biosynthetic process. Bases 1 to 924 code for a protein of 307 amino acids. Gene Ontology annotation, molecular function: magnesium ion binding; L-phosphoserine phosphatase activity. The record is from RefSeq and is a predicted model, not a curated record. Lineage: Eukaryota; Fungi; Ascomycota; Pichiomycetes; Serinales; Metschnikowiaceae.
AUGACGGAUACCUAUUCCUUAACUUUUAUUGCACAUGAUUCUACUUUGACCAGUGAGCAGCGUCAGCAAAUUCAAGACUUCGUGACAUCUCUCAAAAACUUGCAAAUUCUUGGAAAAGAGGAGCUCUCAAAAGACAGAGUCAUUGACUUUCAGGUCACAACCUCAACGCCUGAUAUUGUUAAAAACACGAUCAGGUCUCAAAUUGAACAACAUGACCUAGCUUAUGAUGUGUAUUUGCAGAAAACCUUCGAAAGAAAAAAAAAAAAGUUGUUUAUCUUUGACAUGGAUUCAACGUUGAUUUACCAAGAAGUUAUUGAAUUGAUAGCGGCAUACGCUCAGAUCGAAGACAAGGUUGCGGAAAUCACAGAGAGAGCCAUGAACGGUGAGAUUGAUUUUACUGAGUCGUUGCGUGAGCGUGUUCUCCUAUUGAAAGGCAUCGAUGCUACCACGUUGUGGGAUGAGUUGAAGCUCAAAUUGCGGAUCACAAACGGCGCUCGCGAACUUUGCAAAGCCUUGAAGUCCUUGGGAAUAGUCAUGGGAGUGUGCUCCGGAGGAUUUCUCCCAUUAGCUUCAUUUGUCAAAGAACAACUCGGUUUAGACUACGCAUACGCCAACAACCUCGGUGUUGACAAAACAAAUAAGCUUGAUGGGACAACUUUCGGGCCCAUCGUCAAUGGUGAGAUGAAAGCUCAGUUGUUGCUCGAGAUUGCACAAAAGCAUGGUAUCGAUCCACAAACUGCUGUUGCCGUUGGUGAUGGAGCAAAUGACUUGAAAAUGAUGAGCGUUGCAGGGUUUGGUAUUGCAUGGAACGCUAAGCCUAAAGUCCAAUUGGAAGCUCCAUGCUGCCUCAACACCAAUUCAUUAAAAGAUAUAUUAUACAUCAUGGGUUUCAAUGACGAAGCCAUCAAAAGACUCAUAGAGUAA